AUGCCUGGAUUCGCAGAUUCCUUCUGGUCGGCAGACUAUGCCGCAGGCCUCGGUGUUUUGUUUGGCAAGCUCCAGCAAGGUGUUCAAGAGAACCGGCAAAUCCUGACCCUCGCCCGCAUGCGUGCUGAAGCCGAAGAGGUUUAUGGUCAGCGCCUUGGAGAUAUUGCGCCCACUGCAAACAAGAUUGCCAAUGGUUUCUCUCGCGAUGACGGAGCCAGUGUCCGCAAGGCUUACGACGGCGUACGAAGCGAAAUGGAAGAUGCAGCUCGAAACCACAAGAAAAUCGCCCAAGGCAUCCGCGACCUAGUGGUGAAUCCAUUCUCGCGCUGGUGCGAUGCUCACGAGGCACGAGUCCAGGACUCGCAGGAUGAGCUACAGACAAGAAUCAAAGCCCAUGACAAGCAGGCCGAAAUUGUCAAGAAGCUCCGGAGUAACUACUUCAACAAGUGUCGCCUCCUCGAGGACAUCGAGGAAGAGAACAAGCUGGCCUUUCAGGAUCCUGAAACGAGCCCACAACAACCAACAACGGCCGCUAUUCCCGAGAUCAAGGUUUCAGCAAACAAGGAAGAGGAGGAGGAAGAGGAAGUCUUUGAGAUCGGAGACGAGACAUACUCUGCCGAGCAAGUCAAGAAGAUCUUGUCUCAUAUGCUCAACACUAUCAAGAUUGGGGAGACCAAGGUCCCAAUUCUGGGAACCUACAUCAACACGUCCUCAGGUGCCGACAUUGUGGAAUAUCUACAGAAGAACAUGGGCUCAAGCAGCGUCAGCUACGCUGAGCGCAUCGGGCAGGACCUGGUCAACCAUGGGUUCCUGCGUCUGGUCGGCAACGUCGGCAACAACUUUGCCAACAGCUCCAAGCUUUUCUAUCAAUGGCGACCCAAGGCCUACAAGGUCUCUGGUGUACCGGAGCGCAAAGCAACCAUUGCGCGGACCUUCUCAAUGCCCACGUCGCCUGGUAGCGAGACCGACUCACCUGUUGGCACCGUCGGCGAGUAUCUGGCAAACUGGAACCCUCUCAACAACCCUUACCCCAACGAGACUGCACCAGAACGUCUGCGACGUGAGGCUCGGGAAGCAGACGACAAGUACAAGGCCGCUGUCCGCAAGUUGGACGAGAUCCGUUGCGACCUGGAGGAGGCGAUCUUUAUGCACCUCAAGUUUCUCGAGAGGUGCGAGCUCGACAGACUCAAGGCCAUCAAGACGGUCAUCCUCGACUUCUCGGGCACGAUUGGCAAUGUCAUUCCAUCCCUCCAGUCUACCGUGGACCAGAUGAUCCUGUACCAGGAGACUGUCCAGCCCGCAGGCGAUCUCCGCUACCUGCUCGAGAACUAUCGCACUGGACGAUUUGCCCCGAAGGUGGUGACAUAUGAGAACUACUACAACCGCGUCGAUGAGCAGACUUUCGGUGUUGACCUUGAGGCGAGAGCGAGGGCAGACAAGAAGCGCGUGCCCAUCAUCAUCACAUCUCUCUUGACAUACCUCGAUCAUCACUACCCAGAUCUUGAGGGCGACGAGGCUCGACGUGGUGUGUGGCUGGCGGAUGUACCUCUCGCCCAAGUGCACAGACUUCGCAGCAGGGUCAACAACGGCAGAGCAUUUACUAUGGAGGUCUUCAACGACUUUGACGUUCCCACUGUGGCCAAUCUCCUGAAACUAUACCUCCUAGAACUGCCUGAUUCGCUUGUAUCUUCUCAUGUGUACGAGAUUGUUCGCACAAUCUACACCACUCAAGGCGACUCGACGGACGAAGCGCGUGUCAGCGUCCUGCAGCAGACUCUUUCCCAGUUGCGCUUGACUAACAUCGCCACCCUCGACGCUUGCAUGAAUCACUUUACUAGGCUGAUUGAGCUUACCUCUGCCGAUGAACAAUACGUUCAAGAAAUUGCGACAUCUCUUGCGCCUUGCAUUCUGCGGCCCCGCGUCGACACGUCUUUGACAAUGGAGGAGAAGCACGCCUACAGGCUUGUCAGAGACUUGUUUGCUCACAAGGAAGCCAUUUUCAGCGAACUGAAGCGUAUGUCCAGCUUAUCGCACUCGAGCUCCAUUGGCGGCAGCGGCAAUCGUCCUCGAGCCAUUAGUACCGAUGAGAGCAACAGAAGAGCCCACAUGGAAGAGCGCCAGAGAGCUCUAUUGGAGAAAGCAGGCACAACCACCAGCACACGGGGCCGAGACCGGAGCCCCGCCCCAAGCCCUCGUCACCGUCGUGAGAGGAGCACAGGUGGCCCUGAGACACGAUUUCCUGUUGCCGUGCAAAUGAGUCCGACCUCGAAUAGCGACAGGCAUCGCAGCAGCCUCGGCGCGACAUUGCACCGUAACUCUCUCGAGGUUCCCGACGGGUCAGGUCCUAGCGCGCUCGAUUACUCCAACGGUGACCCCAACGGCCUCUCGAAACGUGACAGUCUCGGCCCUGGAGGUCGUCUUCCUGGUCGCAAGGUGACGCCAGCAGCUCCCAGCACGCCACCCUCCGGCGACGACCGUGGCGUGACUCUGAGUGACAGGCCCAUGGACGACUAG
Messenger RNA from Microdochium trichocladiopsis, 2514 nucleotides. RefSeq lists its product as uncharacterized. Gene Ontology annotation, cellular component: division septum; cytoplasm; cell division site. The transcript is spliced from 4 exons. Lineage: Eukaryota; Fungi; Ascomycota; Sordariomycetes; Xylariales; Microdochiaceae. The coding region runs from base 1 to 2514 and encodes 837 amino acids. The record is from RefSeq and is a predicted model, not a curated record. Gene Ontology annotation, biological process: small GTPase-mediated signal transduction; cytoskeleton organization. Gene Ontology annotation, molecular function: GTPase activator activity.